Molecule: messenger RNA, 2760 nt
Organism: Chrysochloris asiatica (Cape golden mole)
Lineage: Eukaryota; Metazoa; Chordata; Mammalia; Afrosoricida; Chrysochloridae
Gene: CEP104
Product: centrosomal protein 104kDa
Exons: 21
Coding region: 1-2760 (919 amino acids)
Cellular component (GO): cilium
Source: RefSeq, a predicted model, not a curated record
AUGCCCCACAAAAUUGGAUUUGUCAUUGUCAGUUCAUCUGGACAUGAAGACGGCUUCAGUGCCAGGGAACUAAUGAUCCAUGCGCCAACUGUUAGUGGAUGGAGGUCUCCCAGAUUUUGCCAGUUUCCACAAGAAAUUGUUCUUCAAAUGGUAGAGAGAUGUCGAAUAAGAAAACUGCAGUUACUUGCUCACCAGUAUAUGAUUUCAAGUAAAAUUGAGUUCUACAUUAGUGAAAGCUUGCCUGAAUAUUUCGUUCCGUACCAAGCUGAGCGAUUUCGAAGACUGGGUUACGUCUCUCUGUGUGAUAAUGCAAAGACGGGCUGCAAAGCCCGGGAACUGAAAUCAGUGUAUGUGGACGCCGUUGGACAGUUUUUGAAGCUGAUAUUUCACCAGAACCAUGUCAAUAAAUACAACAUCUAUAAUCAGGUUGCUUUGGUUGCAAUAAAUAUCAUUGGAGAUCCGGCAGAUUUCAGUGAUGAAAGCAAUAGUACUUCUAGAGAGAAGCUUAUUGACCACUAUCUGGGGCACAGUGCUGAAGAUCCGGCUCUGGAUGGCACCUAUACUGGGAAACCUGACUACAUCUCUCCACUAGAUGAUCUGGCUUUUGAUAUGUACCAAGACCCAGAAGUCGCACAGAUCAUACGCAAGUUAGACGAAAGAAAGCGUGACGCCGUCCAGAAGGAACGUUAUGACUAUGCCAAGAAACUCAAGCAAGCUAUUGCUGAUUUGCAAAAGGUUGGCGAACGUCUGGGGCGGUACGAGGUGGAGAAGCGCUGUGCCGUGGAGAAGGAAGACUAUGACCUGGCCAAGGAGAAGAAGCAGCAGAUGGAGCAGUAUCGUGCCAAGGUCUACCAGCAGCUGGAGCUGCACAACCUGCUGGACGUGGAGCUGAUGCGAAGACCGUUUGAUUUGCCCCUGCAGCCCCUUGUCCAUCCUGGCAGUCCUCGCCACCAGAGCACUAAGCCUUCAUUGCCACAGCAGGAGGAGAUGCUGGCAGAAAAGCAGGUCACUGAGCCGCCCCUGCCGGAACAGCCUUCCUCCCAGCCUCGUGGCGCCCCUCCUUCACACGUCACUGUGAACCCGGAGCCUCAGCCAAAGAUUAGCGUGGAGACGUUGCCCUAUGAUGAGCGACCCCUCCCAGCUAUUCACAAGCAGCAGGGCGAAGCACUCACGGAGUAUGAAAUGAGCAACACAGACAUCCGCGAGGCGCAAAGAGGUGGCAUUACUUGGGAACCAGAGCCCUUAACAGAGAAAGUCCUGAGAGAAGCCAGCUCCGCCAUCGACGUGUUCGGGGAAACUUUGGUUGCAGGGGCCUAUUCCAAGACCUGGUCAUACCGGGAAGAUGCAUUACUUGCUCUGUAUAAACAACUGAUGGAAAUGCCCAUUGGAACGCCAAAGGAAGAUUUAAAGAACAUGCUGAGAGCAUCUGUCUUUCUCAUUCGAAGAGCUGUGAAAGACAUUGUGACCUCAGUCUUCCAGGCCUCUUUGAAGCUGUUGAAGAUGAUCAUCACGCAGUAUAUUCCUAAGCAUAAACUGAGUAAACUGGAGACCACCCACUGUGUGGAGAGAACCAUCCCCGUCCUGCUGACCAGGACUGGGGACUCCUCCACGCGCCUGCGCAUCAUAGCCUCCAACUUCAUCCAGGAAAUGGCCUUAUUUAAGGAAGUUAAGUCUCUCCAAAUUAUCCCAACUUACUUGGUCCAGCCACUAAAAGCAAACUCCUCAACUCACCUGGCAAUGAGCCAGAUGGACCUCCUGGCACGGCUGCUGAAAGACCUAGGCACCGAGGGCUCAGGUUUCACCACCGACAGUGUGAUGAGGUUUUCAGUGAGUGCCCUGGAGCACAGAGUGUACGAGGUGCGAGAGACGGCCGUCAGGAUUAUUUUGGACCUGUAUAGGCGGUACCGGACACUAAUUCUCGAGUAUCUGCCUCCAGAUGAUAGCAACACACGCAAGAACGUCCUCUAUAAGACGAUCUUUGAGGGGUUUGCUAAAAUAGACGGCAAGCCUUCAGAAGCUGAGAUUAGGGCACAAAAAAAGGCAGCCACAGAAGCAGAAAAACAAAAGAAAGAAGAAAUUAAAGUUUUACAAGGACAGUUGGCAGCACUCCGAGAAAUCCAGGCUGAAGUCCAGGAAAAAGAAAGUGACUCCACAAAGCCCAAGAAUCUAGAUGCUCAAGGAAGGAAGGCCUGCCUACCUAGCGCUCCCGCAGUCCCAGAGACUCACUAUUUGGAUAAUUUAUGUAUUUUUUGUGGGGAAAGGAGUGAAUCCUUCACGGAGGAAGGCCUGGACCUGCAUUAUUGGAAGCACUGCCUCAUGCUGACGAGAUGCGAAUACUGCAAGCAGGUGGUGGAGAUAGCCAGCUUGACAGAGCACCUGCUGACAGAGUGUGACCGGAAGGACGGGUUUGGGAAGUGCUACCGCUGCAGUGAAGCCGUGCUCAAGGAGGAGCUGCCCGGACACAUCAAAACCAAAGACUGCAAUCCUGCCAAGUCAGAGAAGCUGGCAAACAGGUGUCCAUUGUGCCACGAGAACUUCUCGCCUGGAGAAGAGGCGUGGAAGGUCCAUCUGAUGGGUCCCGCUGGCUGCACCAUGAACCUGCGCAAGACACACAUCCUUCACAAGGCGCAGGUGCCACCACUGGGUAAAGGACCCACCACAACUAGAGCAGGCACCUCUGGAUUGAAGGCUGGAAGCAAGAUCCCCACCCCAAAGGGGGGCCUGAGUAAAAGCUCCAGCAGGACGUACACAAAGCGAUGA